Molecule: messenger RNA, 3386 nt
Organism: Acanthopagrus latus (yellowfin seabream)
Lineage: Eukaryota; Metazoa; Chordata; Actinopteri; Spariformes; Sparidae
Gene: tomm34
Product: translocase of outer mitochondrial membrane 34
Exons: 8
Coding region: 254-1186 (310 amino acids)
Cellular component (GO): cytosol; mitochondrion
Molecular function (GO): heat shock protein binding
Source: RefSeq, a predicted model, not a curated record
CGCCCCCCCCCCGACCGGCGGAGAACUUACCAGAGCCAACCGGCAAGUACCCCGAAGAGCCAGAAGGAAGCCCAUGUGGGUCUGAGCGAGCAAGGGAGGGUAAAGUACGCGGAGUAAUGCCAGUAUUAACAGCGAACACAAGGGGUACAGAUAGUCUGAGGAGCCGGUAGCCGUGUGUCAACCGCGUUGAGAAGAGGAGGACUUCCUCCCUGCGUCGCUAUCAGCCGAUAACCAUUAAGAAAGAAAAGACAAGAUGCCUCAGAAACAGAAGUCCAAGUCCUGGGCGGAGCUGAAACAAGCUGGAAAUGAAUGUUUCAAGACGGGCCAGUACGGAGACGCUACCAAUCUCUACAGCCAGGCGAUCAAAGAACUCGAGAAGUCCAGUAAAAAGAACCCAGAGGAUUUGGCCAUUUUGUACUCAAACCGUGCCGCAGCCUACCUGAAAGAUGGCAACUGUGCAGAAUGUGUGAAAGACUGCAACAUGUCUCUGGAGUUGUCCCAGUUCAAUGUCAAGUCUCUGCUGCGUCGUGCCGCUGCCUACGAAGCUCUGGAGCGUUACAGGCUGGCCUACAUCGACUACAAGACCGCCCUGCAGAUCGACUGCAACAUCGCGGCGGCUCAUGACGGCACCAACAGGAUGACGAAGGCGCUCACAGAGGCAGACGGGCUGUCGUGGAGAGAAAAGCUUCCUCCGAUCCCCACCGUCCCUCUUUCUGUUCGAGAGAAACUUACUCAGAAAGCUACAGCCACCUCUCCACAACCGAACCCGACACCGCAACAGAACGGCACCAAACAGACAAACAAACCCGCUCCAAGUGAUAAAGACAUAAAAAAAGGCCAAGUCCUGAAAGAGGAAGGGAACGCCCUGGUGAAGAAAGGAGAACACAAGAAGGCCAUAGAGAAAUACAGCCAGAGCAUCAAACUCAACCCCAGUGAGAUCACAACCUACACCAACCGGGCGCUGUGUUACCUGUCAGUGAAGCAGUACAGAGACGCCAUCAGAGACUGUGACGAAGCUCUGAUGAUUGACAGCAGCAACAUCAAGGCGCUCUACAGGAGAGCUCAGGCUCACAAGGAGCUCAAGGAUAUUAAAACCUGCGUGGACGACCUGAACAACCUGCUCAAAGUGGAUCCAAAGAACUCGGCCGCCCUGAAGCUGCUGCAGGAGGUGCAGAAGAAGAAGUGAGGACGCGUCGGGGACCCUGGAGAGGAUGCAGCGGUGAGGAUCCGUCACUGCACUGCGUACAGACGGAGAGAGAGGAAGACGAAGGAAACAGCUGAGCAGUGAAAACGAUUCAGCCGCUUGUGAUUCAGAGAUCCCGGGGCCUGCGUUUCCCAAAAGCUCCUCCACACCGAGCACACGUUCGAUCCGUUCCACCGUCAAACUGCAACGAAACGUGUGCUCGGCUCCCGAGACGCUUCUGGAAAACGCAGCUCUGGUCGGUGGGAAGUGAGGGUGUGUCAGGAACAGUGUUUUUAUUUCACCAGUUUUAGUGUCACUGAGUAUUUAUGGAUAUUUAAAAGAGCUGAAAUGAUUUAUGAUCUAACUUGAGAAUAAGCUUUUACCAUCACCAUCUGUUAGAGAUCAGCAGGUGGACGCGUCGGUCCAUUCGCUCACUGCCAGCUUCAUUAUUGAAAGUCGAGGCGCAUCGUCAGGAAGCUUUGAGAUGAAGAAUCCAGACAAAACAUUAUACAGAACAUUAGACACCAUCGAUACACUAUAUGUCCCAGAAAUAUAUGAAAUAUAUAGAAAUGACGUUAUCGUCAUUUAAGACCAAUUCUAUGCCACUGAAAUGAAACUAUUGGUUUAAUUAUGCAAGAAAACCUUUUGAAUUGAAAUGUGUAAAAAUGGUCCUGAAUAAAAACAUCAGCCGAAGUCUUUCUGUUCCAAACUGUCCGCUGUAGCCGCGAGUAACAUAACACGAUACCGAGGCUGCACAAUUAAUCACAAUUAUUACUGAAAUUGCAACGUGGCAAAGUGCAAUAAUCAAACCACAGGGCUGAAAUGUUUUCAUGUCCAGAUGUUGGGAAACACGACUGCAUCACGUUACAGUAAAUCAUAUCACAGUUGGAACAUUUCUGAGCCGUAUCAAGCAGCCCCGGUCGAGAAGGUACAAUUAUUUUAAUUAUCAUGACAGUAAUUGUACGACCGAUAUGUUUAACAUGGACAUCCGCCACAGCGCAGCAAAAAUAAUCAGUGUGCACCGUCUGCUCGAGCCGCCCAGGAUCUAAUCAGAGCUGCAACUGUAAUUGAUUCUGCUGCUGAUUUACUUUCUUGAUUGGCCCUCGAGUCAGAAAACAACAUGACAAUGUUCCUGAAACGGUCCAAAACUCAAAAUGUGUUUAAAUUUAUUCUAACACAAAACAAAUAAAAGCAGCAAGAAAUGUGAAAUCCACAUCGACUCGUUACAUCUGCGGUGGUAGAUCAGACCACCUAUCUGAACCGUGGUGAUUGUAAAGGUUUAUUCUGUACUUUUUUGUAUUUACAAGUAAGCAGCCAUUUUCUCACAUGUUUGACACUCAGGUAGUUUAUUUAUCCUGUAUUUGUUUUUUUGUUUUCUGAGUCUUCAAAUGUUUCUCACUGGGUUGAUAUUUCAGUGUUCAUAUCAUUAUGGGACAGAUUCUGGUGGUUACUUUAAAAAAUAUCACACGACUUAAAUAAAGAUUUAAUUAACUUCAUAUAUUAUUAUUUUUUCGGGUGUGUGUGAACGCAGCAUCGGUCUCGAGUCGUUAGUCUUUGUGUUUCUCAGUUUUGAAGCUCCGGCCAACAGAACGUAUCGGUCACAACAGCAGCACCUUCCUGAAAUCCAGACCCUGUUGGAGACAACGUGGCGUGUUCUUACCUUCUCCUGUCUGAAAUGCAUCUGUGUCGCUCCACUGCAUUGUAUUUGUGUUUCGUUCACUACGUUCAAGAGCACUGGUUUCCUUCCUUUUCCAUUUUUACAGACGAAUAUGUGAACCGAGUGAAACUUGUCAAACGGGUCGUCACAGUACUGCCUCAUUCUGUCUUUUUUUUUUUCCUCCUUCAUUUCAUUGUGUUAUUAUGAAACUAGGUGAUGCUGCUGUAGCUUGGCAAUCUCCAUCUUGCCUGAAGUGCCUGUCUUCAUCACUCUGCUGCAAUGUAAAACAUCAGUUUCUGGUUUAAAGACAAAACAACAAAAAUCACACAAACAGUUCAGUUUAAAUUACACAGAGAAAAUAAAAAAAUAAACAGUUUGUGAUAAUCGAGCCGCACGUCUUCAUGUUUGCACGGUCGAGUCACGAGGCUGCAGCAGUGCGACGAUCGCCCGACUGUCUUAGAAACUGAGAUCGUUUGUUUUACCACAUUUGUGUUGUUUUUGUCAACCUGCUUCUGUUUGAACUGCAAAUAAAAGUAAUAAACAGAC